Haplochromis burtoni (Burton's mouthbrooder) is the source of this 1527-nucleotide messenger RNA. Its product is annotated as cathepsin B. The record is from RefSeq and is a predicted model, not a curated record. The transcript has 10 exons. NCBI's taxonomy places the organism in Eukaryota, Metazoa, Chordata, Actinopteri, Cichliformes, Cichlidae. Gene Ontology annotation, cellular component: lysosome. Gene Ontology annotation, molecular function: cysteine-type endopeptidase activity. Bases 86 to 1075 code for a protein of 329 amino acids. Gene Ontology annotation, biological process: regulation of catalytic activity.
GUCUUAUAAGAAGGGUAACUGUAAGGUUUGUUGAGUCAGAGAGAAGAAGAACGACGAAAAAGAUCUACUAAAACAGCAACCCAGGAUGAGUCCACUGUUCCUCCUCUCUGCAGUGGUGAUGGUGUCCACCACUUGGGCACACCCUCACCACUCCCUUCUCUCCUCUGAGAUGGUUGAUUUUAUUAACAAGGCUAACACCACCUGGACGGCCACAAAGAAUUUCCAGAAUAUCGAUGCCACCUAUGUUAAACAGCUGUGUGGCACCAUACUGAAUGGACCCAAGCUACCAGAGCUGCUUCAUAAUAUUGAAGGCAUUAAACUUCUUGACAGCUUUGACGCACGCAAACAGUGGCCCAACUGUGCCACAAUCCAACAGAUCAGAGAUCAAGGCUCCUGUGGGUCCUGUUGGGCCUUUGGGGCAGCUGAGGCAAUAUCUGACAGGUUAUGUAUCCAAAGUGGUGGUAAGAUCUCUGUGGAGAUCUCCGCUGAAGAUCUGCUGGCCUGCUGUGAUGAAUGCGGCAUGGGCUGUUAUGGUGGCUAUUCUUCUGCUGCUUGGGAAUUCUGGGCAAAGAAAGGGCUUGUCACAGGAGGCUUGUAUGACUCUAAAGUUGGCUGCCUACCCUACACCAUCGCCCCCUGUGAGCAUCAUGUGAAUGGAAGUCGUCCUCCGUGUGGGAGUUCAGAGACUCCUAAGUGUGUGCAGCAGUGCACUGAUGGAUACUCACUAUCAUAUGAGAAGGACAAACACUUUGGUAGACGCACAUACGGCGUCCCGUCGGACCCGGAUCAGAUCAUGACGGAGCUGUACAAGAACGGGCCUGUGGAGGCAUCUUUCACUGUUUAUGAAGAUUUUCUGCUGUAUAAGAGUGGUGUGUAUCAGCAUGUGACAGGGGAUAUGCUGGGCGGUCACGCCAUUAAGAUCUUGGGCUGGGGUGAUGAGAAUGGGACGCCCUAUUGGCUGGCUGCAAACUCCUGGAAUACUGAUUGGGGAGAUGAAGGUUUCUUCAAAAUCAAGCGUGGAAAUGACGAAUGUGAUAUUGAGUCAGAGGUGGUUACAGGAAUCCCGCUUAACUAGAUGAAAUAAUCAUCACAGCAGACAAUCAAGAAAUAAAUCGAAGAAAAGACAGACCUCAUUCUGGGGCAGAAUUUGACAAAUUUCAUGCAAUAAAGAGGGAAUAAAUUGUUGUGUCUUGGUGUUUAUUUGAAAUUCUUUACCAUGAUUUCCAGGUUUGCCCCCCCUGUAAACUACAAAAAAAUUAAACUAAAAAAUUAAAGAUUACACUUGGAUGAAGCUCCAGCUGAAGCGUUUGUGAGGUGGAGAUGGGGAGGAGGUGGGUUGCAUGAAUGGGAGUCUGAAAGCGAGAAUGACGGAGAGUUGAGAUUUAAACCACAUGGAGUGGAGGCUGAUUGGCUCAAAGAAUGUGGGCAAGAAGGUGACUGGAUUAGAGUAAUGAUGUCAGUACUUAGUUUGACAAUGUGGGAACAUUGCUAUGUAAUGUGACAUUUUGAUUUGUACAUAUUUGAAGA